Molecule: messenger RNA, 1486 nt
Organism: Rubroshorea leprosula
Lineage: Eukaryota; Viridiplantae; Streptophyta; Magnoliopsida; Malvales; Dipterocarpaceae
Source: the annotation of a GenBank genome assembly
GAACCUAAACCCACCCUACUUCAUCUCAUGGCUCUUCUUUUUCACUUCUUCCUCCUCUUCUUCUCUCUCUCCACCAGUUCCGGAGAGAAAACGCCAAACACUAGUGCAAUUUCCUUCUCAUUUCCCCUCCGUCUCUCCCCUCACCCUCCUUUGGCAACUAAUUUAUACCCUUCUUUUGUUUCCCGCAUUAAGCAAAACCCAGGAACCAGACCAUCGAGUUCUUAUGGUUUCAGGUCAACCUUUAAAUAUUCAAUGGCUCUGAUCGUCUCGCUCCCGAUUGGAACCCCACCUCAGACCCAGCAGAUGGUUUUGGAUACUGGAAGCCAGCUCUCCUGGAUUCAGUGCGACAAGAAGGUGGCCAGGAAGCCGCGUCCGCCGACUUCUGCUGCUUUCUACCCUUCGCUUUCCUCUUCUUUCUCCGUUCUUCCAUGUGCACAUCCCGUAUGUAAGCCCCGGAUUCCCGAUUUUACCCUCCCGACUACCUGUGACCAAAACCGCCUCUGCCACUAUUCCUACUUCUACGCAGACGGUACAUUGGCCGAGGGCAAUCUCGUCAGAGAAAAAAUCACAUUUUCAAGGUCCCGAAUUACCCCUCCCCUGAUUCUCGGUUGCGCUAAGGACUCCGACGCCGGCAAGGGCAUUUUGGGAAUGAAUCUUGGACGGUUGUCUUUCGCCAGCCAAGCUAAAAUUUCCAAGUUCUCAUAUUGCGUGCCCACCCGCUCUACCAGAUCAGGAUCCACACCGACCGGGUCAUUUUAUCUCGGAGAAAACCCGAACAUAUCCGGGUUCCGGUACAUGGACCUUUUGACUUUCCCUCAAAGUCAACGAAUGCCGAAUAUGGAUCCACUGGCUUACACCGUUCCGAUGCACGGAAUCAGAAUCGGCGGUAGGAGGCUGAACAUCUCGGCUGCAGCUUUCAGACCCGAUGCAGGCGGGUCGGGUCAAACCAUGAUUGACUCCGGCUCCGAAUUCACAUACUUGGUAGACGAGGCGUAUAAUAAAGUAAGGGCGGAAAUAGUUAGACUAGCGGGGCCCAAAUUAAAGAAGGGCUACGUGUACGGUGGAGUGGCCGACAUGUGUUUUGAUGGUGAUGCGGUGGAGAUCGGACGGUUGAUAGGGGACAUGGUGAUGGAGUUUGAGAAAGGGGUGGAGAUUGUGGUUCAAAAGGAACAUGUUUUGGCUGACGUGGGAGGUGGGGUCCAUUGCGUUGGGAUCGGACGGUCAGGAAUGCUUGGGAUUGCAAGCAAUAUAAUUGGCAACGUUCAUCAGCAAAAUCUAUGGGUGGAGUAUGAUCUGGCCAAUAGGAGGGUAGGAUUUGGUAAAGCCGAUUGUAGCAAAGCAGUGUGAGACUGAAUCAGCAGGCAAAUGCCACGUGGGAAAUGGAAUUAUGUUGUAAAUUAUAUUUUGAAAUGUUAGGAAAGUUUGAACCGUAACUUUUAAGUCUCGUGUAUAUAAAAAAGAAUGAAAAUAUAGAUACAUAUCUUAG